Serpula lacrymans var. lacrymans S7.9 is the source of this 1704-nucleotide messenger RNA. RefSeq lists its product as uncharacterized. Gene Ontology annotation, cellular component: cytoplasm; ubiquitin ligase complex. The record is from RefSeq and is a predicted model, not a curated record. The transcript has 5 exons. Gene Ontology annotation, biological process: ubiquitin-dependent protein catabolic process; positive regulation of proteasomal ubiquitin-dependent protein catabolic process; protein polyubiquitination. Lineage: Eukaryota; Fungi; Basidiomycota; Agaricomycetes; Boletales; Serpulaceae. The coding region runs from base 1 to 1704 and encodes 567 amino acids. Gene Ontology annotation, molecular function: ubiquitin conjugating enzyme binding; ubiquitin protein ligase activity; metal ion binding.
AUGCCCCACACCAGCUCGAAAGGCAUUGAUGGUGCUCUCGCGCGCAACAUCCUUCUCGGAUCCGAACGCGUAGUUUCGCAUCCUGGAACUAGUCAAUUCGCCAAUGGUGCCCAGGGCGCGGGGACAUCAGCGUGUGGCUUAGCGGUACUCAACUUUGCGAGGUUAGUCUUCGAACAGGAGAAAUAUGGUGCGCAGAACGAGGAUAUGCUGCAGAUUAUCACUAGCAAGAGAUUCUUCAUGGAUGUUACAUCCAUCUGUGCAGGUUGGACUAGCGACUCGCACCUCGAAGUCGAGGACAUAUCUACCAUUCCCUUGUUUGAUAAGACUCUCAGGUCACUUUCGACAAAAUAUGGCCGUCCUGGAAUUGAUUAUUUUACCGAGUUACUACGCGAGCUGGAAACCACUGCAUCCUCUGCGAUAGCCGUCAUAACACGUCCUCCAGAGAUAAUUGGAUGUCUCAAACUCGCCACGUCGGUUAAAGACCUCUUCCUCAUCUUUGACUCUCACCCGCGACCUGCCCACCCCAAGGGUGCAGGUCUCACUUUCAACGCCUCGCUCUCAUCCGCCGCCGCCAAACUAGCCGAUAUUCUACCAUUCGACAACCGCCUGCUGGAGCAUGGCGAGCUACACUGGCAAGCACAGUUGCUUGCGAACUGCUCAGGCCAUAUUUUCGUGGCGGGCCCGGGCUUGACAGGACCCACAGGAAACGCUGAAUAUGCGAUGCAGGUGGUUCUAGAGUCAAGCCUCGCGAUACUGGCCCUUCGUGCUGAAGUCGCGGACCUGAGGUUUCAGAAUUCGACACUAACGUCUGAAAAUCAGCGGCUUGAGGUUGAGCUGGAGCAGAUAGAAGAACGUCGCGAAGAGCGUCAAAGACUGCGUCAAUCGGCUAGAGGACACCAUCAUGCAGAAACACCUCGCACAACGCAGCCAUAUUCUCCACGGGAUCGAAAUGCAGCAGCGGGUCCUUCACGCGAGCAUUCUGACUCCUACCAUCGAUCUCCACACUCGUCUGCCAAUCCAAACACCCGCAGCGACGAAAAACUCGCAGAGCAAGUGCAAAUUGACAUGAUAUACGGAUCUGAUUCAACAAAUUUCAAAUUCUCUGAUGCCACAGCGGUACAAAUGCAGCAACGGUUUGACGAAGAAGAUAAACUUCUCCGCAUUCAAAGGGAAGAAUUUGCAUCACAGAUACAAUCUGCUUCAGCACGUCAGUUUCUUUGUAGUAUAUGUUUGGAAGAGUAUUCCGAAGAAAACAUCGUUCGCCUCGAAUUUUGCGACCACGCCCUAUGCAGAACAUGUACGAAGGACUAUGUGAGCUCGAAGCUCGAAGAACAUCGGUUUCCAAUUUUGUGUCCUAUGUGCAUGGCAGACGAUCAUAAGGGUAAUCCUGGAACAAUCACAGACAUAACUGUCCAACAAAGCGGCAUCACAAACCAGCAAUUCGAUAUCUGGGUUGAACUACAGAUGAGCCAGUUUUCUGUGCUUGUUCACUGCCGCAAAUGUAAAGGUUCGGCAUAUGUGGACAGGCAAGACCUCGAGGACACCACACUUCUUCCUUGUCCUCUCCCAGACUGCAACUAUAUCUGGUGCAAGGCAUGCCAGCAAUCAGUGGUCAUAGGAGGUGCUAAGCAUUCGUGUGAUGGAUCUUCGGAACUGGACCAUCUGAUGAAACAAAGAGGAUGGAAAUAUUGUCCUAGUCAGUAA